CAUAUGUACGGCACUUGAUAUUCAGGAAACGCAACUGCGUGUAUUCCCCAUGGUGUAUAUUCACACCCAUGUUACGAGUUAUCUGUCUUAGCUAGGUAGUAUGGGGACAACCGACUCCGCUUAUGACAGAUGUUCUGACGUCUUUUGGGUUUUUCUAUUCGUAUCGUUGCUAUCCAGUUUAACCUGAGCUGUAAUGAGCAGAGCUGAACACCGAUAACUUUAUAUUCUGGCCUUUCAUAUCUUGCGCCAAUAUCUUAACUGGCGGCGCCAACGUUUACUCGAAGUCAUUGUUACUGCCAGGUUUGAGGUCCACUGUUUGUGGUGUAUAACAUCGGUGAACAUUCUCACCAGGUUAAAAUAACAGUCUAAAAUAUAACUAAACGCUGUGACCAUGGCAAGACGUAGGAUCACACAGGAAACCUUCGAUGCGGUGGUCAAAGAAAACAUGGAUGAUUUCGAGAUGGAUCCUGAUGAUGCUUUGAAGGAUGCUGUGGAGCAGUUUGAUUCUCAAGGUGUGGAUCUCGCCUGCAUUGUCAAAGCUGUACCAGUUACAUCUGAAGACAAACAAGGGGACCAAAUGCAAGUUCAUGAAGUCUUACAGGCACUGGACGCCUUAAAAAACACUGGUGACAUAACAAACAUUACCGCAGAGAGCGAGAUCAUUUCCGACCUAAAACGCUUCACAGAGCAGUGUUCCAUUGGAUUUGCCCAGCGGCACCUGGCUUCUACAAAAGAUGCAUAUCCCGUCAUCCUUUCCUGCUGCAAAAGGAGUUUAGAGGACAAGGAAGGUGUAAUAGCUUCUCUCUCUGCCCUGUCUGCACUGACCAAUGGACAGCCGGACUUGUUAAAUGCAGAGGGUCAAACCCUUCUCAUACUGAUCCUAAACAAGUAUCAAGAAGACCCCGCCGUUAUGUCUAUUGGCUUUCGCACAAUACGUCACUGCUGCUUGAAGCAUGAGCAGAACAGGCAAGAUUUGGUGAAAGGGGGAGUGCUUCCUCUGCUUACCGGCGCCAUCAGCCGUAACACAGAAUGCGGCGAGCUGGUCAAAGAGGCCUGCGCCACUCUCCGGUACAUGACCUUCGAUGAUGAUAUCAGAGUUGCGUUCGGGAACGCCCACGAGCAUGCCAAGAUGAUUGUUCAGGACCACAACGCAUUGAAGAUCAUAACUGCAGCUGCUAAAGCUCAUGUGGAUAAUUUCUCUGUGCUGAGUGAAUUGUGUGCUACUUUGUCCCGACUGGCUGUGAGGAAUGAAUAUUGUCAAGACAUCUGUGAUUUGGGAGGACUAAAAUUCAUGAUGACUUUGCUUGUAGACAGCUAUGAGUCCCAGGAGCUGGUCCGUCAGGUUUUCUGCGCGUUAAAGGCAAUCGCCGGGAACGACGAUGUCAAAGACGCCGUGGUGAACGCGGGUGGAGUCCCGCUCAUCGUCAUCGCCAUGAACAGACAUAUGGGCAACCCACAUGUGUGUGAGCAGGGCAGUGCCUGUCUCUCGGUCCUGGCCUUGCGUAAGCCCAAAAACUGCACAGUCAUCAUGGAGAACGGAGGUACUCUUGCAGCGGUCCAGUGUAUGAGGACGCACCCGGAUGUGGUUAAUGUGCAGAGACAGGCGUGUAUGCUGUUGAGGAACCUGGUGAGUAGCAUGGAACACUUCUGCCAACCCAUCCUGGCGAUGGGUGCCCAGCCGCUGAUAGCUCAGGCGCUGCAGACCCACGGAGACCUCGGGGAUGUGUUCAAAGCGGCCCUCCGAGACCUGGGCUGUGAGGUGGAGCUCAAAGAGCUGUGGACGGGCAAGAAGGGCAGCCUCACAUACUGAAGAAGAGCCUUCCAUGGCACUCCUGAAAGGAUUAUGCACCACCGCUAGAAGCCACUUAAUCAAAAUUAAGUAAUUGUCAAGUGUGUUGAAUUCCCUUCCCUGCAAAAUGGUCACUCCUAAUUACUAAUUGUGUCAUAAGCAAUUGUCAACUCAAUAUUGUUACAAAUGCUGUAUUCCAUUUUUUUUUUUUUUUUUUGCAUUAGGCUUUCACACUUUUCCCAAUUGCUUAAUAAUAUUAUUGUAUGUGUAUGUAGAAUGCGUCUCUGGAUGUUUUGAUGAAAUUAAAGAUGGUCAUGUGUUCAUCUCAAAUUUG
Molecule: messenger RNA, 2123 nt
Organism: Gadus morhua (Atlantic cod)
Lineage: Eukaryota; Metazoa; Chordata; Actinopteri; Gadiformes; Gadidae
Gene: armc6
Product: armadillo repeat containing 6
Exons: 7
Coding region: 392-1810 (472 amino acids)
Biological process (GO): hematopoietic progenitor cell differentiation
Molecular function (GO): protein binding
Source: RefSeq, a predicted model, not a curated record